AAGGACUGUUUCCUAUCUACUAAAGUAUUUUUUACUUGGUACUACAAAAUUUCCAGUACACAGUUUAAGCCGUGUGUUGUGUUGAAAGUGCCUCACACAUUGGCAGCACGGUUAGAGAUUUGCCUGAAAGGCCAGCGGCUUUAUCCAAACAAGUCUGCUCUGUCUCUACGACAACAGCACAUAAACAAAUGGGGUAUCAGUGUCUCGGCAAAGGACGUUCAGCUGCCACUUGCAGCAAUGCCAAGCCUCAAACCGCCCAACAAAUCCAGGAAAUCAAAGCCCCGCAGUUCCAAGUCUGCCAAGAAAAGUGGGAAUCCAAAGUCACUCAGAAAGAAGUCCAACAGUGCCAAGAUGGAGAUGGACAUCCUCAGUCCCACAGCCACCGAGAACCUGUACUACAUUGCCCAUAAUGCAGCAGCCUUUCUGACGUUAAUGGGCUUCGGGUGGCCAAAAUCAACUGAAAAAAAAAAGAAAGGAACAAAGCAGAAGAGGAAAAAAUAGAUCAUGAAUUGUGAGAAACCCACGAGAUUUUUUCCCCCCUCAGUAGGCACUAAGGGAUGGAUUUACAGGCCUACUUGUGACGCCACCUGGUGGACAUAUAUAUGUAACAACUCAAGUAUACCAAGUUUGAUGUCAGUUCAAAAGUUCAGGUCAAUGCCUGAAUUGUAUCGGUAAAACGUGACUCGGUUAAUGACGCAAAGACUGCAAAUUUAAUUAUCUGCAACUUUAUUGUUAGCUGCACAAUUCAGAGGUGUGUUUGUGCUGAUAAGAAACAAUGUUUGGCAGUUUUCAAAGCGACAAGUUGGAAGCUUGCAAAACAAGUUCUUAGUUUUGUACAAUACAAUGCACUGUAGAUAAUAUUAUACACAUCUAGUGUAGAGAUUUUGUAGCAUGCAUAAGAUAAAACACAACACUGCAUGAUAGAAAAGGUAAAUGACAAGUGCCACUAAACUGGACUCAAAGUGAUCCCAUAAGUUAGUUUUACUAAUAUUGAGAUCCAGUCUUCACACUAUAUACCUUAUAAAAAAAUAGGCUACAUUGGGAAGUCGCCUUUAACACUAAGAGGAAAAAACCAAAUACUUUUCCAGGCACUGUUUUUAUUUUCAUACAUAUUUCACAUGAUCAAUCCUUUUAUCAAAUGUACACACACUGCACCAACAGAACCCUGUGAAAUAAAUAGUUGAACUUUUGUUGCUUGUAACGUAGUCCCCUUUUGUUCAUUCUGGGGGUUUCUUCUUGGCCUCCGCGUCCUUCUUAAAAUCUUCAAACUUCUUGGCAAUGU
Cololabis saira (Pacific saury) is the source of this 1282-nucleotide messenger RNA. RefSeq names its product small lysine-rich protein 1. Lineage: Eukaryota; Metazoa; Chordata; Actinopteri; Beloniformes; Belonidae. Bases 238 to 501 code for a protein of 87 amino acids. The record is from RefSeq and is a predicted model, not a curated record. The transcript has 2 exons.